This is a messenger RNA of Cryptotermes secundus, 1450 nucleotides long. RefSeq names its product tax1-binding protein 3 homolog. The record is from RefSeq and is a predicted model, not a curated record. Gene Ontology annotation, cellular component: postsynaptic density; postsynaptic membrane; adherens junction. The coding region runs from base 154 to 528 and encodes 124 amino acids. The transcript has 4 exons. Gene Ontology annotation, biological process: neurotransmitter receptor transport, endosome to postsynaptic membrane; neurotransmitter receptor transport postsynaptic membrane to endosome. Gene Ontology annotation, molecular function: protein binding. Lineage: Eukaryota; Metazoa; Arthropoda; Insecta; Blattodea; Kalotermitidae.
CCCCGAUAAUCGAUAGUACUUUGCGAGAGUUGGCAGGUUAUCUGAAAAGCUUGAGGGUGAAAAGUGUGAUAGGUGUAAGCGGUGUAAGUGGGUGAAUAUUAGUUUUCUUCUGCAGUUUUUGAUAUUAACAGGCAACUUAAAAUAGGCUAUGAGAUGUGUGCCAAAAUGGCAUUUCAGCACCAGGCAGGGACGGCGAUGGAAUGCCUUAGCAUUCCUAUCACGCUGCAUAAGGAGCCAGGGCUGGAUCCAGAGGGCAGGGAGGUCUUGAAGUGUGGCUUCAAGAUUGGUGGUGGGAUAGACCAAGACUACAGGAAAAGUCCCCAGGGGUACACGGACAAUGGCAUAUAUGUAACAGAGGUGCAUGAUGCAAGUCCUGCAGCGAAGUCAGGACUUCGAAUGCAUGACAAAAUAUUACAGUGUAAUGGUUAUGAUUUCACAAUGGUGACUCAUAAAAAGGCAGUGGACUACAUUAAGAAACACCCUGUGCUGAACCUACUGGUUGCAAGGAAGGGCGUCACAUCAACGUGAUGGUGUACUCCAUGGCGUAGUUACCGUUAUGUACCUGCUGCUGUGUCACUCUCACCCUUCUGUUCAUAACUUCUCGAGCCUGUGUUGAUGUGAAAUACAUACGUCUGUCUCUAGGGGAAAGUUAAUGGCCAGCUUUGUCUUUGCAGAAAGCUGUGUUAAUGGCAUUUAGUAGGAGGCUGGAUAGACUAUGUUGUCUUCCAGACUUAGCAGGUUCUGAAGAUACUGUCUUCUGGGAUGUGACAUAGUGUACACUGGUAAAUAUUUACCAAUGAUUUGGAGAACCUGGUGCCUCCAUAUUCUACCCUGAAGAUGGAGUCAGCAAGUUCCUCGAAAAUAUUGGUCAGUAUCUACCAGGCUGCAUAGUGUUAGAUCCCAGUCACUGUUGUGAGAACCUCAAACCUCACAUCCUGUUAGAAUAAAAAUUCUGGCCUUUGCUGCCUGUGACAUUGACUGUGAUAACAUGGUUACAAGAGAUUAUAAGGCAGGCUUAGUUAAUUUCUUUCCCCUUCAGUCAGUUUAUCCUUUCUUCUUUGCUUCCCUGUAUGUGUCUUUUGGUACAACUGGCUGUUGGUUGGAUUCAGAAAUCUACAUGUGUCUUAUGGAAUGCACAUGUAUGUGCAAGCUUAGACAGUCUAGUGUUGCAUUUCUUUCAGUACAAAUACCAGUACUCCCAAGUUAAUAUCCAGCAUUUAUCUGCAAGUCUUGGAUCAUGUUUUUAAGUAUUAAUAUAAGAGUGAUGUUAACUCCCCUCCAUUAAAAUAUGGCUGUCAUUCCUGUAGUAGUAGUAGGGAAAUUAAACCCCCUAUUCCUGGACAGCAAAGGUUAUACUAGUAGUUCGAAGUCUAACUUUCUUUUUAAUGCUAGUGGGGUGGGACUAAGUCCCUUGUACUGCGGCCACUUCUGGCCUUUUGUGCCAGCCCCA